GAAUGAAUAGGGGAGACCUGUUGUUUAGAUUUCAUUGUUUACGCUCCGUCGUUGUCGCAACCGAGUCCGUCAGCCACUCCGCCUGUUUCUCGACGAACCUUGCGAUUCACGUGUGCUGUUUCUCUCGUUCGCAGGAUUGUCGGCAAAAGUUCCAAGGCGGCUCGUUCUUCGAUCACGAGGGUCUGCCCUACUGCGAAACCCAUUAUCACGCCAAGAGGGGAUCCCUUUGCGCGGGAUGUCACAAGCCGAUUACAGGUCGUUGCAUAACCGCGAUGUUCCGGAAGUUCCAUCCGGAACACUUUGUAUGCGCGUUCUGUCUGAAACAGUUGAACAAGGGCACGUUCAAAGAGCAAAACGACAAGCCCUAUUGCCACGGAUGUUUCGACAAAUUGUUCGGCUAAGACGAAACCUUUUACCAGAAAGUAUUCAUAAAUAUUGUAACAUACGGGAAGAAAAA
Molecule: messenger RNA, 457 nt
Organism: Dufourea novaeangliae
Lineage: Eukaryota; Metazoa; Arthropoda; Insecta; Hymenoptera; Halictidae
Product: paxillin-like
Exons: 2
Coding region: 3-401 (132 amino acids)
Source: RefSeq, a predicted model, not a curated record